Messenger RNA from Didymodactylos carnosus, 879 nucleotides. The record is from the annotation of a GenBank genome assembly. NCBI's taxonomy places the organism in Eukaryota, Metazoa, Rotifera, Eurotatoria, Philodinida, Philodinidae.
AUGAAACUUGGCGACAGAAUUGAAAAUGCGAGAAACGAAUUGAAAAAAUUAAGUGAGGAUGAUGCGGAAGAAACAGCUCUCAAAACGAUUGCAAAUAAGAAGCAUCAAGAAGAUCUUGAAGCGGAAGAGCAUCGUCAGCGAUAUAUUCAAGAAUGCGCCGAAAUGGAAAAGGCAAAUGCAGCUCGUAAUCAGCAGCAAAUGCGAGAAUGGGAGAUUCGACAAGGGAUAGAUUCUGAGCGAGCAGUGAUAGAAGCUUUGACUCGACAAAACGAAACUGAAGAGUUUCAACAGCUCCUACUCAAACAAGUUUCGACAGGUUUGAAGUCAUCAGAAAUGUCAGAUGAAGAUGAACUGACAUUGGCAGAGUUGUCUAAACAUACGAAUCGAAAAAUGAUAACAUUCAAUGGAAUUCCAAAUGCAACAACCAAUUGUGGUGGAAUACCCAACGGUUAUGAGGGUUUUAAUUGGGACAAUGUUGGUUAUAUUAAUGAAUAUUUUGCUAGAGCACAAUACAAGGAUUGUGGUUUUGUUAAUGCAUUCAGUAAUGGCGGAAAAUAUGUUGCGUUUAAUUGGGCUGCUAAUCCAAUGUUAAUAUCAUCCACGAAUAAACAUGUAUUUGAUGUUUAUUCCCUGGUAGCAAAUGCUGCUCAUAAUGACAAUUUACCACUAACAAUUACCGGAUUACAACGAGGUAAUGAAACAUAUAAGAAAACGGUUACAUUACAACUGAAAGAACCACAAAUCAUUGAAUUAAACUGGCCUCGUAUUGAUACACUACAUCUUCAGGCAUCUGGUGAUUCGCCUCAUAGUAAAUGGUUUGACUUAAGUCAGUUUAUUUUAAGUUGUUUAAAUAUCGGUUUAUUUCAAACAGCUUCAUAA